Penicillium verrucosum is the source of this 3615-nucleotide messenger RNA. RefSeq lists its product as uncharacterized. NCBI's taxonomy places the organism in Eukaryota, Fungi, Ascomycota, Eurotiomycetes, Eurotiales, Aspergillaceae. The record is from RefSeq and is a predicted model, not a curated record. Bases 1 to 3615 code for a protein of 1204 amino acids. The transcript has 4 exons. Gene Ontology annotation, molecular function: protein binding.
AUGUUCGACCGACUCAAGGAUAGGAUUCGCCGCCACAGGCACAAGAAUGGACAACAGGUCAAACCCACACCAGAGAAGCCAGCGCAAGGGCACACCACAAAGCCCGAACCUGUGCCAGCUCCUGCUGCACCAGCUACCAAGUUGCCGUCUGUGGAAAGCACCCAGUUACCGGCCGUGGAAAAGCCAGCCGAGACACCAGAUGCCCCAAAGGAUUUGUGGGUGGAGGCCCUGAAUUCUCUCCCUGAAUCCAAACAGGAAACGCUCAAGAAGAUGGGAUUCAACCAGUCCAAUGCUCAAUCUGGAUCUGUUGAGUCCAGCAUUGAGGAUCUGGUCGGCGUAGUCAACCAAAGACAAGAAGAGUGCGAGAAGAAAUUUUUGAAGGUCAAUGUUGGCGGCGAAGAGAUUGUCCUACGGAACUAUACCAACAAUAUUAUCGACUGGUUGGGCAAGGCUGGGGAUAUCGCAGUGCAAUUUGCUCCGCCCCAAGCAGCUAUACCUUGGUCGGUCAUCAAAUCUGUCAUGCAGAUUCCGGUCAUCGAAGGCGAGCAAAUGGCUGCUUUGCUUGCGACCACUGAAAAAGUCGUCCGCGUGAUCAGUCGUGGUCAAGUGUACGAGUCAGUGUACCUCGGGAACAAACCCGCUACGGAUAGCCUCUCAAAGAACCUUCAAUCUGCACUGACCACAAUCUAUACUACAUCGUUGGAUGUACUUGCUGAAUCGGCAGAUCUGUUCUCCAAGGGCACAGCCACACGCACGCUUAAGGCAAUCCUCAACCCGGGCAAGGUCUCUGGCAGUAUCUGUGCUAUAAGUGAGCAAGAAGAUGAUCUUCUGCGCGAUGUCUCAGCGUGCGAAGUGAGACGCAGUGCGAACGCAGACGACAGCAUGAUUGAAAUGCUGAAUGCAUUGAACGCCCCAAUGAAGCGGGUAGAUGAGAACAUCCAACAUCUCCUUCAAAACAUGGAUGAAGAACAGCAUAUUAAGAUGUUGGAAUGGAUCUCCUCUAUUCCAUUCGGCAAAAAUCAUAACAACGUCAAAGAGAAGAGGACGCCCGGCACGGGUAAAUGGUUGUUACAGAGUGAGGAUUUCGCCACAUGGGAGCAAAACGACUCGUCUAUCUUCUGGCUCCAGGGCUCUCCCGGCACCGGAAAGACCUAUCUCACAUCAGCCGUCAUCGACCGAAUCCAGGACCGGUUGAGCGACACACCUAAGAAUGAAGGCUUUGCAUUUUUCUACUGUGAUAAGAACGAACCGCGACGUACGCAGGCACUAUCGAUCCUUCAAAGUAUUGUGCGUCAGCUUUCAACUACUGCGAAGAGUCCUGAAUCCGCACAGAAGAAGCUUUGUGAAUUAUACAAUAAGUGUCGCAAUGCAGGAUCAACCUUCAACCUAGAGCAGUGCAUGGACCAGAUCCAGGCCUCGAUGGAUAUAUACGAGAAAACAACAAUCGUGAUUGAUGCCAUGGACGAGUGUAAUCCAGAUACCCGUGACGAGCUCAUCGAUGCCUUGAAUUCCUUCGUCUCUCAAUCCAACAAAGGGCAUAUUAAAGUUUUCAUUUCGAGCCGACCGGACCACGAUAUUCAGGUCCAAUUGCAAAAUGCACCCAAUAUCGACAUCAACGCAAGUGAUAACAAAGGCGAUGUUCAGAAAUAUCUCGACGCUGAGUUAGAAAGGCUUGCGAAGAAGACUCCUUCCAUCGGACGCCUGAAAGCCAAGAUUCUGGAUACUCUACUUGAGCGCUGUCAAGGAAUGUUCCAAUGGGCGGCUCUACAAGUGCACCAAAUCAAGAAGUGUAAGACUGAGUCCAGUGUAUGGAAACGACUUGAAAAUCUUCCGGAAGAUAUUCAAAAGGCAUAUGACGAGGCAUGGAGUCAAAUCGAUGACCUGGAGGAACCUGAUAAGAUCUUGACACACCGCGCUAUGCUCUGGGUUAUGGCUGCCGAGCGACCGCUCUCCACGUCCCAACUUAUCUGCGCUGUUCGCGUGAAUACGAAGAGGGAGGUACCUACAUUAGCCGACGAGAUUGAUGAGCAAAGCUUGCUGUCACUCUGUAACAGCCUCCUGACAAUUGACUCUGAGCAAAAGGUGUGGCGAUUCGCACAUCUAUCGGUCCGCGAAUAUCUCGAAGCCAAGAUGCAAUGGACCCUAGGACGGGUUAAUCUCCACGCUGCUAGUGCCUCUCUCUCAUGGCUCAUCACCAUGUACGACAAAGAUGAUAGUGACGAAAUUGAUUUGUCAGGGUGGAAGGGAAAACCGAAGCCAGGCGAUAUAUUCCACCUCAUGCACCCAUUCCAUCUAUACAUGAGACAUCAUUGGGCAAAACACGCUCAAAAGGCGCAGGACGACGACAAAGCUACGUUGUCCUCCCUUUUGAAAACCUUCCUCGGAUCUCCCGAGGAAAGCAGCAAGCAGUACCGGAAAUGGUAUGAAGUGAUUAAGGACGAUUUGCAGAGAAUCGUUGACGUCGUCGAUCUUCAAGGCACGGAUGUAUUCCACUUCUACCUGGAGGCAGGUGGCUUUACCAAAGAAGAGUUCGACACAUGCGACUUCAAUCAGGCACAGUAUCCGGAGUAUGGCGAGUUUGAAAGCGAGUUAGGACCAUCCGAUGCUGCCAUUUAUGUGAUGUGUCAUCUUUCAUUUUCUGCGAUACUAUCAGACUGGUGGGAAAAUGCAGAUUUCGAUGUUUCGCGCGUGAACGAAAGAGGCCAUAAUCUCCUCACGAUCGCUGCUCGGGUUGGCUGUACCCCAAUUUGUAAAACACUCGUCGAAAAGGGUGCAUAUUUGAACCAGCAGGUUGAGGGUCGAGAUUAUGGCAGUGCUCUUCACGCAGCAGCUCACAGGGGGCACACCGAAACCGUGAAAUAUCUGGUAGAAGCAGGUGCAGAAGUGAACAUGACACUAGAAAACGGUGAAAACGGGACGGCCCUCAUCGCAGCGCUUGCUGCUGAGAAAGUCAGUACUGCUAAAUUCCUAAUCCAAAAGGCGGGCGCAGAUGUGAACAAGACCCACACCCUUGAAGAGGAAGAAGAUGAUGAAGAUCUUGAUCCGGUUAUCAUUCUGACCCCAAUUGCAUUAGCAGCCAAAAUCAAGGGCACCGACCUUCUUAAGAUCCUGGUGGAUGCUGGAGCCAACGUUAAUGUGCCAGAACAAUCUGGAAACCCUACAUCUGCAGCCAUCAAAUCCCACAAUUUGGAGGGUGCCAAGUACCUGAUUCAAAAGGCAAAGGCUGAUGUGAACUUGCCAAUCUUGGAGGGUAGUUUCUGCACUCUCCUGGAACGGGCAUCGAGCGACAGCCGAAAUUUGGAAAUUGUCAAAUUGUUAGUUGAAGCAGGCGCCGAAGUGAAUCCGUCGGAAUGCGGAGACUAUGGCACUCCUCUUGCAGCAGCAACUCGCGGAAUUAACAGCCCCAGAAAUGGAAGCUCGAUACUUGCUCAUGACAUCGAGGUUCUCAAAUACUGGAUUGAAGUAGGCGGAGAGCUGAAUGUGCAGAACGAAUUUGAGCAAUCGAUCGAACUUGGAUUCUUUGAGGGUGUCAAGUACCUGGAGACUAUGGUACCGCCAGCUUCGGGUUCGCGACUACCCGAUUCACGUGUAUUUGUUUUUCUGCCACAGGAAUAA